AUGUCCAUCAUCCACUCGCUCUUCUUCUUCUUCUUCUUCUUCUUCUUUUUCAGUCCUGCUCACUCUAUCAAAUGCUUCGGUGGCAGUGCGGAAUUUAGGAUGGAGAAAGGUACGUCUAAAGAAUUUAAGAGUACGUUUGAAUGUUCAGAUGAUUACGUGGAUUACAUCUGUCCGUCCUUGACUUCUUGUUACGUUCAUCUGAUAGUUGAGAAUGCGAAUCAGACGGAUGAGAAGAUGACGAUGGUGAAAGGAUGUGUGGAGAAGGCGAUGGAGGAGUCUUUCGAGAAUGUUGUGAGUCAUGUUUCGGGCGACGUGGCAUAUAAUUCAGCUUUUCAGAUGCCCUGCUCAACUAUUCAUUUCUCCAACAUCACGAGCGAUGAUGCCAUUCCAGCCGAGAUCAAAUGCACGUGUUCUAGAGUGAGUUUUUGAAAUGAAACCUAUCCAUCCAUUCUAUGUAUUUCAAGGACUUUUGCAACGGAAACUUCGAGGAUGAUCCCAAUGCGUCCACGGUGCUCCACAACAGUUUUUUCAGUUUUAUUCUACUUUUUAUUUCAAUUCUCAUUCGAUAA
This is a messenger RNA of Caenorhabditis sp. 36 PRJEB53466, 569 nucleotides long. The record is from the annotation of a GenBank genome assembly. NCBI's taxonomy places the organism in Eukaryota, Metazoa, Nematoda, Chromadorea, Rhabditida, Rhabditidae.